Macrobrachium nipponense is the source of this 3482-nucleotide messenger RNA. Its product is annotated as trophoblast glycoprotein-like. Lineage: Eukaryota; Metazoa; Arthropoda; Malacostraca; Decapoda; Palaemonidae. Gene Ontology annotation, molecular function: protein binding. Gene Ontology annotation, cellular component: membrane. The transcript has 7 exons. The record is from RefSeq and is a predicted model, not a curated record. Bases 142 to 1410 code for a protein of 422 amino acids.
CGCAUAGAAAACGGGUGACCCCAUACAGUCUCUCAGGUACCACUACUACCUAACAGAAGGGCUUCAGUAUACCAUCCAGAGUGCGUGGGGUGGGACAAUACGAUAAUCGCAUUUCUACACCGCUGCCGUACAUGGGACGAUAUGGCGAUGAAAUUCUUGAUAAUCUCGGUGGCACUGCUUGCCGCCUGUGAAGCCAUAAUUGACGAGACAGGCUGCCCUGACGCCUUCAAAAAGAGAUGCCACUGUGGGAUGGCCUUUUCGACCUACGACAACUUCAAAGAAAGGAAGUUUACCGUCAACUGCACAAACACUGGGUUCAGUUCGGCUGAUAUGCUGACGUAUUUGCCUGAGCAUACUGAAGUGCUAAUCUUCACUGGAAAUACAAUUGAAACACUGCCAGCUAAUAUCUUGGAUAACUUCAAGGAGUAUGAGAAUCUAGAAACAAUAGAUAUGUCCAACAAUGAUAUUCGUUUCAUUCAAGGAAAGACAUUUCAUAAGGUGUACAAUGUGAGGACAUUAAUUCUAAACCACAAUGACAUCGACAUAACCGAAGACAAGGCAAGGCCCAGGAUCUUCAGCAACUUUGAAAACCUUGAGCGGCUACAUCUGACAAAUGCCUUUACUGAAAAAGUCAAUGCUUCUCUGUACUUGCAGAACCUUGAAGACGUUUUUUACGAGAGCGACUUAGAGUGUCUGAAAGUUCUACAUCUUGAACAGAAUGAGAUUCGGUCCAUUGGCAAUAACGAGAAAGUUUUCUGUCAGCUGCCAGACUUAGAACAAUUGCUUCUGGGUGACAACAGGCUGCAAGACCUAGAUUUUCGUAUUGACUGCCUUCCCAAUCUACGUUAUAUUGAUCUUGAAAGGAAUAUGAUUUCAAGGCUGUCCAAACCAGCUAUGUCAAAGUUGGACAACUUCACCAAAAACAAGAACAAUUCGAAACUCCAGGUGAAAUUGAGUGACAAUCCUUUCAACUGUGACUGUCGAGCAUCUGACUUCUACCAUUGGCUCAAAUCAAGCAAAUCAAGCAAAGUGGAUGUCAUAGAUUGGGAUAAAUAUGACUGUAUUGAUGGAUAUCCGCAGGAGAAUGUGGGCCUUAAUUUCAGCAUGGUGCAUGAUCUUCGCUGCCCAGAAACAGGGACUUCAAAUGUCGUCAAGAAACACGUUCCAGACCCGAGCAGUUCGUACCAAUACAGCAAGGAGAGCAGUGAGCACAUUGCUCGACACUCAUCAGUCACUAUUGGAGUUCUGGCUUUUUUCUUGGUGUUUACAACAUCAAUGCUAUUUGCUGUAGCAUACUUCCAGAGGCAAAAGGUGAAAGGUAUAAUUAUGCCUUACUGGGAUUUUAUUACCAGGAAGAUUGGAUACGUUGGGAUCUCAAAUGAAGAGGCACCGCAAGAGGUUAAUGUAUAGAUACUUUAAAUUGAAAAAGAACCUCUGUUAAUAUCUUUUUAUUUUUGUUUUAUAAUACAUUGUACAUAUAGCUUUUUUAUACUGAUGACCACGUCAGAAUGAAUGGGUUUUGAAGCGAUAAACAUGUACAUAACAUAUACGUCCAGUGUAUGUAAGUGGUAAUCCUGCUAUAACUGGGUAAUAUCUAUGGUGAGGAAGUUGGUUAAAAAAUGUGAAUUUAAGCAUUUUUUCAUUUCGUAGAAAGUAAAAUAACUGGGUCAAAAUAAUUUUUGCACAAAAACAUCAUGUGUUUAGUGAGAAUGAAUAAGAAUAAUUAUUUUUUUGUUUUUACUAUAUGAAAGGUUGUGUACAGUACAGUACAGAAAUGCGCUGUACAUGUAUAUAUUAAAAAUAGACUACAGCUUACACUUAAAUAUUUUUUUAUGGUUAUUGAUGUCACAGAUUAUUUUGCUAUUUUUACAAAGAUAAAUAAUACACAUUCUUUUAAGAUUUCUGGUAAAUCUAAGGAAAAAAAAAAAAACUAGUUCCGUAGUUUAGCAUUACAACUGACUGCUCUUGCUUUCAGCACAGGAAUGCUGGACAUCAAGUCCACACUUUGUGACACAACUUGACCAGAAAAAGCUUACAGCAGAAUAUGAUUAGACCAACUUACUUGCACAGAUAACUUGAGAAACUAUUUCAUGUGCUCUAAAUGCAGAAAUGAUCGUUGACACUUGUAUAUCGAACAUACUGAUGGUGCAUGCUACUGUCAGGACAUUUAAGCAUUACUUAAAUACUAUUUGGAGUCAGUUUUAUAGUACUUAUUAUGUAUCUGUUUCUCUGACAGAACACUCAUCUUGUUUCACUUUCUGCUGUGAUGAGAGUAGUACCAGCAUGUAUAGAUUUGGUGCUGAUUUCAAUGCAAAACAGUGUAGUGGUAUUUUUUCUUCUUGAAUGCUGAGGUAACCCUCCAUUUAUUUAAUAUUCCCUUUGAAUCUGUCUACAGAUCAAUUCAGCAGCAUGAAUAUGCUUAUGCCAUGAAAAAGGGCUAAAGCCACAGCACUGAAUGAUCAUACUAAAAAAUACAUUCCAAAUAUAAUUAUAACUCAUCACACAUGAUGUUUCAUACUGAAAUGAUCUUUUACAGACAGUAUGUAUAGUGCCAUAGUUUUAGACUGCUUUCUAAAUACACAACUACUUAAUACCAUCUAUAUCACAAUAUUGCUUUCACAAAAUACUUAUCUCUAAUUUGAUUUGAAUGGAGGUGUUACUAGUCAAAUUAAAAUCACAUAAAAUGCAAUAAGUAACUUGGAAUUGCUUACGUUUGGGUUCACUAGAUACUUUUUUGUGAUUCACUGCUAAUAUGCUUUAAAUCACAUCUUUAUAUUGCAAUUAUUAUACAGAUUACCUUAAAUACUAUUGCAGUUUUCAGUCUUUCACCUAGAUCUUUGUGCUAUUGUUACCUUAUUUUUACGGUGAAAUGUAUUAUUUUUUGUAAUAUACUAUCAAUAAUGCAAAAUUAUUCCAUUUAUUCUAAAAAGACUUAGAAUACUAAUAGAUUUUAAGACUCUUUAAACUUACUAGUUACUGGUUACAAAAUCGUGUUUGUCACUAAAGAUGAGAUUUGUGUUGUUAGCAUCUUUGUUGUUUGAUUAAAGAAGCUUUUGCUUCUACAUUCCAUUAGAUUUAGGAUCAUUAUACCAAAUCUACAUUACUUUGCACUGGAAUUUGUGCAUUUGUAAUUGUUGACUGAUAUUUUAUUCAGUAGCUCUAAGGAGCAACAGCAGCAGCACAGCCAUGUUAUAGUAUUCCAUCUUUGGAGUCACAUUAAAGUGAAAAGAAGGUUGUGGCAUUUUCUAUAUAAAUAAUUAGCAUAUUUUACAAACUUAUAAUGAUAACUUUUCAGUGGUCAAUUUUAAGAAUUCAAUAUCUUUAUAAUUUUUGUGGUUUCUAUUCAAGGAUGGAAGCUAACGGUUAUAACUUUUAAGUUAUUUGUUAAGUUUUGAAGCAGAUUUACAUAUGACAAAACAUAAUAUUAAUGAAACUGGGUUGUACGCUUGAAAUAAUAAUAACGUUAUUAAACUAUAAUCAAA